This is a messenger RNA of Lycium barbarum (goji berry), 1853 nucleotides long. Its product is annotated as phosphoenolpyruvate carboxylase kinase 1-like. Gene Ontology annotation, molecular function: calmodulin binding; calcium/calmodulin-dependent protein kinase activity; ATP binding. The transcript is spliced from 4 exons. NCBI's taxonomy places the organism in Eukaryota, Viridiplantae, Streptophyta, Magnoliopsida, Solanales, Solanaceae. The record is from RefSeq and is a predicted model, not a curated record. Bases 199 to 1209 code for a protein of 336 amino acids. Gene Ontology annotation, cellular component: cytoplasm; nucleus. Gene Ontology annotation, biological process: intracellular signal transduction; peptidyl-serine phosphorylation; protein autophosphorylation.
CAAUAGAUAAUUUGAAACGGAGGGAGUUAUGAUAUAGCGUAAUACAAAAAAAGAAAACCAGAUGGUUAAUUUUCAUUGGCCGAAAAAGAUUCAAAAGAAUAUACUUUUAUAAUAUUCCAACUCCCAAUACCACUACAUAAAUCCAUCAUCAUGAGAAAAUAGAAAAGUUCUCGAAACGACGAAAACAGGAAAAACGUAAUGAGCGAGGCAUUAAAGCGAAACUAUCAGGUAUGCGAAGAGCUAGGUAAGGGACGAUUCGGCGUCGUUUUCAAGUGUUACUCACCAAAAACCGGCGAGAAAUUCGCCGUCAAGUCAAUCAACAAACUUGUCAUCGCUGAUGACUCUAUUGAUCGUCAAUGCAUUUACAAUGAAGCUAAAAUCAUGCAAUUGGUUUCACCUAAUCCUCACAUUGUUCGUAUCGAAGAUGUUUAUGAAGAUGAUACGUACCUUGAUAUCGUUAUGGAGCUGUGCGAGUCCUCUGAUCUCUUCCAACGAUUAGAGACUCAACGAGUCUUCUCUGAGUCUGAUGCCAUUGCUGUUAUGGUUCCGUUGAUGGAGGCAGUAACACAUUGCCACAAGGUCGGCGUAGCGCACCGUGAUAUCAAGCCGGAUAACAUUCUGUUUAACGACCGGAACGCGUUGAAAUUAGCUGAUUUUGGCUCGGCUGAGUGUUUCCGCCACGGCGAGCUGAUGAGCGGAGUGGUAGGAACACCUUAUUACGUGGCACCUGAGGUUUUAGCCGGAAGAGAUUACAAUGAGAAGGUAGAUAUUUGGAGUGCGGGUAUAAUUCUGUAUAUAAUGCUGGCUGGAAUUCCUCCAUUUUAUGGUGACUCUACAGAGGAGAUUUUUGAAGCUGUUCUUAGAGCAAACCUUAGGUUUCCGACGAGGAUUUUCCAGUCUGUGUCGCCGGCGGCGAAGGAUUUGCUACGUGGAAUGCUAUGUAAAGAUGUUUCUAGAAGAUUCUCAGCUGAACAAGUCCGUCGGGGUAGCGAAAGGGGAUUACGACGUGGGGAUUCAAACCUUCACCAACAAGGUGAAAGUUCAGUUAGCCAGUCAACUGAGCUACUAGAUUCCUACCAUUUACGUAGACUUACUUGCAGGGACGGAUGCAGUAAGAGGCCAGGGUGUUCACCGAACACCCUAGACAAAAAAUUACAGUGUAUAUUUAGGGUAAAUUUUUUGUGUUCAUGUACAUAUAUUAACUUUUGAACACCCUAAACAUAUAUUACAGUGUAUAUUUAGGUCUAGUUAUUUUUUCGAACACUCUGAGUGAAAAUUCUGGAUCCACCACAGCUUACUUGUGUCUAUUUGUGCCAAUUAGAUGAACUUCAAAUCAUUUUUAAUCCAUUCAACAUUUGAGCACCAUUGCUCCCCGUAGCCUCGUAUGAUAAUGAAAAAUUAGAUCUUUAUGUGGAUAUAAAAAACAUACUUCUUGUUUUCCAAUUCAUGUGGCAUAGUUUGAUGGCCAAAAAGAUUAUUUUUUUUAUUUUUUUUUUAUAAUUUUAAACUAGUCAUAAUGUUUGCGUGCAUAUAAGACGUCUGAAAUUUGCGAUAAACAUGUCAUAAUAUGUGGCUGUAAAAGUUUCUCAUUAGGAAUAACAUUAAUUAAUUUUUUAAAAUUUAGGAAGUCGUCAUUGUUUUUUCAAACGGCCUAAAAAACAAAUGCUACCACAUAAAUUGGAAUUGAGAGAGAUAUAAUUUGUGGUUAACCCUAUUAUAUACGUAUAAUUUGAAAUUUAAGUAUUGAUUCACUUAUUUGUUUGGUUAAUGAGGUGAUAUUCAAUAAACAGGGCAUCCAUGGAUCACUAGCAAUGAUGAGACGAAAGAAGUUGAUGUCAUAGCUUGACAAAUUG